Molecule: messenger RNA, 1062 nt
Organism: Diatraea saccharalis (sugarcane borer)
Lineage: Eukaryota; Metazoa; Arthropoda; Insecta; Lepidoptera; Crambidae
Source: the annotation of a GenBank genome assembly
AAGAAGAUUCCUGAAAUCUGAAAAUAUUGGUGAGCUAAUAACUUUAAAAUAAAUUAUGAAAUAUUGGUGGACUUUAAAAUCCUACAAUGUCAAAUAAAGGUGACAGUUUUAUUAGCAACUUAUCGAAUCUAUUACAGCAGGAUUAUCGUGGAGUAAAUAUAGCUGUUUAUGCUCUCGCUACAGCUGGUUUAGCUGUUUCCAUAUACAAAAUCCGGCCGGUUAGCAAGUUUUCGAAAGCGAGUAAAAUCCCAGAUCAUUUCCUACGCAAUCAUGAACCGCUGAGAGGAAUGUAUGCAGGCAUACAACACUCACCAGUAUGUUUGCUAGUGAACCACCAAGCUCCUAUAUAUUUACCUUUAUGGCAUUCCAGCAAACCUCCUUUACCAGUAAAGCUUUGGGGUGUUGAUGUUGUAAGUGGCAAUGCUGUAAAUUGGCUGGAAUGUGUUGCCCGUGGACAAAAGCUUACUCUGAAACCUAUUACCAGGGAGCAGGACACUCUCGUUUCAACUGUAUUAUUGCAUUUACCACAACCUAAGACUAAAUCGGUGGAGACACUUGAUGUUGGCCACAAAUUGGUUGAAUUGGGAUUUGCUAAAGCCUCUGUUCCACAAAACAUUGCUAAAGACACAUUGGAGUCCCAACUUGCUCCGGCACUGUUGUCUGCGGAAGCUCGUGCCAAAAGCUAUCGAAAUGGUGUUUGGUCUGACAUACUCCCUCCGCUUCCACUCUACAUCUUAUAUUGGAGAAAGAGUUCUCAACUUGUAAUAGAGUUCAUCUCAAUCAGUUUUAAAAAAUUGUUACCAAUUUUAUUAUUUGUUUUCAAAAGUGCCUUGGUUGGUGUGAAAAAACUAGCUCUUAUGCCAUUCAAAUCAAAAUCUAAGCAGAUACAAGCAACAUGAUAGCAUUUAUCGUUAAAUGAAUAUUUUACUUAAAUUUCUUGUAAGGAUAGGUACCAAAUGCAUUAUAAAAGAAUGUGAUUUUUAGGUACUCUACAACUUCCAAAAUUUACAUUUGUCUAUAACAAAACUGUAUAUACUGUUGGUUAAUAAAGGUUUCUAAAUU